Molecule: messenger RNA, 1338 nt
Organism: Ceraceosorus guamensis
Lineage: Eukaryota; Fungi; Basidiomycota; Exobasidiomycetes; Ceraceosorales; Ceraceosoraceae
Exons: 3
Coding region: 1-1338 (445 amino acids)
Biological process (GO): 3'-UTR-mediated mRNA stabilization
Cellular component (GO): nucleus; cytoplasm
Molecular function (GO): mRNA 3'-UTR AU-rich region binding
Source: RefSeq, a predicted model, not a curated record
AUGGCCGCAACAGAACACCAUACCUCUUCACCACAGCCCGACGCCGCAGCAGCUGUUAGCGCUAGCGAGGCCAAUGCGAACGCAGUCAGCACCAACGGGAAUGGCGGCGACGCCGCACCCGGUGCCGAAGCAGCCUCUUCGCCCAGCAAGGCCUCGGGUGGAGCAGCUGCUCCUCCCGAUCCAAACGCUCCACUCACUGUGCGCGCUCUGGUCAGCACAAAAGAAGCUGGUGUCAUCAUCGGCAAAGGCGGUCAAAACGUUGCGGAUCUGCGGGAACAAACGGGUGUCAAGGCGGGAGUUUCAAAAGUCGUCCAGGGAGUCCACGAUCGUGUCUUGUCUGUGACUGGCACAGCAUAUGCGUUCAUUGCCAAGACGAUUCUUGAUAAUCCUGUCACGGCGGCCGCUGCACCCGGAGAGAGCACGACGCCUACCACGGGUACGCUUACUUCCAUCCGGCUGCUGAUCUCACAUAAUCUGAUGGGUACGGUGAUUGGUCGUCAAGGUCUCAAGAUCAAGCACAUACAAGAUAUCUCGGGAGCCAGAAUGGUCGCCUCCAAAGAGAUGCUACCUCAGUCCACUGAGCGCAUUGUGGAAGUGCAGGGAACGACAGAGGCCAUUCGUGUCGCGAUUCAAGAAAUCAGCCAGUGCCUUCUGGAAGACUGGGAGCGGGGCCAAGGUACUGUUUUGUACCAUCCGGGACAGGCAGACGGCGCAGGUGUGCUUGCUGCGGGAGGUGCAGGUGGUCUGCAACCUCAGACUGGUGGCCGUAGAACCAGCGGAGCGUACCUCGCCGGGGCCAUGUCGUCUAUGACUCUUGGCGCCGGAGGCUCGCACAUCUCAGCAUUCGGAGCUCCGACUGGCGGUAGACGCACUUCGCAGGGAGCAAAUGGCGAUAGUCGAAAGGCUGCGCCAGUAGCUUUAGACGCUGCUGCCAUCGCGGCUGCCGGUGGUGCCGCAGUCACGCCUGGGGGAGGCCUGCUUACGGGAGCGCCAAUCUCUUUGGCACCCGCGGUGACCGUGGACCCCGCCAACAUGCGAACACAGAACAUAAGCAUACCUUCUGACAUGGUCGGAUGCAUCAUUGGCAAAGGCGGCUCCAAGAUCACCGAGAUCCGUCGCUUGAGUGGCUCUCGAAUCUCGAUCGCCAAGGUGCCCCACGACGACACAGGCGAGCGUAUGUUCACCAUCCAAGGCACUCCAGAGGCAAACGAAAAGGCACUGUUCCUGCUCUACAAUCAACUUGAGAGCGAAAAGGAGCGAAGGACGCAGACUGUACCGGAGGAGGAUAUCGAUGCGGCUAACGCUGCCAACAAAAAGGACGAGACCACCACGGCAUGA